GCCAUCUUGCUGGUUUGCGGCCGGUCUCGGAUGUGGCGGCGGCGGUGGUGAAGGCGUGGGGAAGGGUGGGGUGAGGGGGCGAGGCCGCGGCGCGGGCGGCUAAACUCUCCUCCCCUUAGCCCCACCGCGUGGGACGGCGUGAACGCGGUAUCGGAGGGAUGUCAGCCUUCUCUGAGGCGGCGCUGGAGAAGAAGCUGUCGGAGUUGAGCAACUCGCAGCAGAGCGUGCAGACCUUGUCCCUGUGGCUCAUCCACCACCGCAAGCACUCGCGGCCCAUCGUCACCGUGUGGGAGCGGGAGCUGCGUAAAGCCAAACCAAACAGGAAGCUUACUUUUCUCUACCUAGCCAAUGAUGUCAUUCAGAACAGCAAAAGGAAGGGACCGGAGUUUACAAAAGAUUUUGCACCAGUUAUAGUGGAGGCUUUUAAACAUGUUUCAAGUGAAACUGAUGAAAGUUGUAAGAAGCACCUUGGAAGGGUAUUAUCUAUUUGGGAAGAAAGGUCUGUUUAUGAGAAUGAUGUAUUAGAACAACUUAAGCAAGCUCUGUAUGGUGAUAAGAAGCCUAGGAAGCGAACUUAUGAACAGAUAAAAGUGGGGGAUGAAAAUGAAAACUGUUCCUCUUUGGGAUCUCCAAGUGAACCACCACAGACUCUAGAUCUUGUUAGAGCAUUACAAGAUCUAGAGAAUGCAGCCUCAGGUGAUGCAGCAGUUCAUCAGAGGAUAGCAUCUUUGCCUGUUGAAGUCCAAGAAGUAUCCCUACUAGAUAAGAUAACAGAUAAAGAAUCUGGAGAAAGGCUUUCUAAAAUGGUAGAGGAUGCUUGUAUGUUGCUGGCAGAUUACAAUGGCAGAUUGGCGGCUGAAAUAGAUGAUAGGAAGCAACUCACUCGAAUGUUAGCAGAUUUUCUUCGUUGUCAAAAGGAAGCCCUUGCAGAGAAAGAGCAUAAAUUGGAAGUGGCAUCGCUGAAGUUGAAACUGAGAGGUCAAGAUUUAUAGUUACCAUAUAUAUAAGCUGUGAUACCAUCAGAUAGUUUUCAGUUAUCUGCAUCUUUGAACAUCAACUGUCAUUGACCAGGUAUUGAUAAGUCGUUUUUUGUUUUUCUUUAAAUCGAACAUAAGUUCAAAGUAUUCAUUCAGGGAUUGUCUAUUUCACAUUUUUUAAGGAGGUUGCUAUUUAAAGCAUUUGUAAUGAAUGAAAACAUGAAAUUAUUUUGGAAAUUAUGAAUCAUUUUUGGAACUUGUUACUAACUUUAGCUGGUUAUUAAGCAGAUAACUGUUAGACUAUUAAUCUAAUUUAUAUUUAUAAAAUGCAUGUCACAGAUUGCUGUAGAAAAUCAUAUUUCACCAUUCAGAAGUUGACAUUGAAUAAACUCUUGUUCACCUAGUUUAUUAUUUUGGAAGGCAUUCAUGGAUAGGGGACUUAAAGUAACAUUUUGAUUUUGAUACUGUUGGGGAGGGGAAAGUAUAGAGAUCAGCAGUUCUUUCACAUUUAAUAAGAUAAUGUCUUUGAUGCUCUGUUCAGCUGGUAUAAGGAAAUAUGCUUUUAUAAAAUCCCUAUUUUAUGUCAUAGUAUCCAGAUGUGUUUUAAAUUCCUAGAAUUCCAUAGAAAAUUGGAAAUCACAAUUUGAUGGCUCUUAAGUCAAAUUAUAGUUCCAAGUUCUAGAAGUCAGGAUGGGAAAACUGUCGGAGAGGACUGUUUAUCUUUUGCAGUCCUACAUCAGUAUAUUCAGAUUUAGCUCAUUUUUUAAAUUGAUGGCGUAGUAUUCAGUGUAUGAGUGUUAUUUAUUUAUUUAAAUCUGUCCUUCUUCUCAUGGUGUCAGAUUGCAACCACUGAGUUGCUUUUAUUAAUUUUGUGCAUUUUGGUAGUGCAGCAGAGAACAUCCUGGUGAGGCAGGCUUGUAUAGUUGUGCAAGUAUAUCUGCAGGAUUGACUACUUUUCUAUUUGGUUCUAAGUUUGCUUGUUAAUGUUUGUCUUUUCUUUUAUAGAUUCUGGGCUUUCUGGAUAUAGUUAAGAUGGUGUUCUCAAUUCAUAACCUUAAAAACACUAUGCUAUUUUUCUAAUAAUUUUUUCCUAAUAAUUUUAUCCAUUAGGAUUUUUUAAUUUAUGGUGUGACAUAGGGAUCUAAUUGAAAGUGAUAGUAAAUGUCCUUUGUCAUGUAUUAAUGAUUAAUGAGUUAAUGACUCAGUCUGUCUUUUAUUAUGUUGUGAAAUGCCGUUUCUGUUAUACUUAAUUCCUAUAUAUGUAUGCAUGGGAAUGUAGUCUUUUUUAUUCUAGUGGUCUAUUUGUCUUACCCACCUUUAAUUGUGCAGUAGAUUUUUGUUCGUAUUAUUUUUGGCAUUGUUCAUGUCUGCAAUUUUAACUAAUAAUGAUUGUUGUGUAUAUGAAUUUUUACUUCCUUUCCACUUACUUUAUAUAUAUUUGCUUUCAUACUUAAUAUUUCAAAUGACAUUUUCCUAAGUAGUUAUUUCUUACUUUACUUGGCCUUCUCCCUGUUUCUGAACACAUUGUUUACUUUUGUUGUCCAUCCCCUCUGUCUGCUAGACAGCAUUAUCCAGGAUUUUCAAGACUGUUACACUUCCGUAAAACUUCUUUUUCCAGAAAGUUCAAUUUUCAUUUCUUAAAUGCUUAAGAUAAAUUUUGUUUUGCCUGAGACAUUUAAUGAUUAGAAAUUCCAAAUGUCUGCUCUCACACUAUAGGAAAUAAGAAUGUUUUAAAUAGCACUGAAAGUGCAGAUUUAAAAAUCCUCCUGAAGGUGUUACCUGCACAUAGCUUUUUGAUGGUUAUUUAUCAAAUUUCAAAUUUUAUUAAGGGUAUAGUGGUAAGGAUAUGGAGAACUGAUUAUGGAAUCUUUCAUCUGUAGUUCAGUUAUUUCUUACGUUUUACUUUUUUUCACCGAAUCAUUGAUUUAAAUUUAGAAGUAAUUUAAUAAGAUGGAGUUACAUGGGUUUUUUUUUUUUAAAGCAGGCAUUACUAAUUUCUUAAUGGUUUCUUAUUUUUUGAGAUCUAAAUAUCAUUAAGUGUAAAAUUUUUAUGGUUAAUUUACUUUUCAAGAAUCAUAAUAUUAAUAUUUUUUAUUAUGCAGUUAAUCUAUGUUCAUCAUAGGAAAAAAGCUCCGUUUUUUGUUUUUUUUUUAAGAUUUUAUUUAUUUGACAGACCGUGAGAGAGGGAGCACAAGCAGUGGGGGAGUGGGAGAGGGAGAAGCAGGCCUCUCACUGAGCAGGGAGCCGGUUGUGGGGCUUGAUCCCAGGACCCUGGGAUCAUGACCCAAGCCGAAGGCAGACGCUUAACAACUGAACCACCCAGGCGCCCCAGGAAAAAAGCUCCCUGAGCAAAAGGCUUAGCCCUGUGUUUUGGCUCCAUGUAUUUUGCAUACUGUUCUUUUCAUGUAAUAUAUGUACAACUUACAUCACUGUUUUCCAUUUAGUGAAUGGCUAUAUCAUAAUUUAACAACUCUGUGUUCUUUGACUAAGUGUUUCAGUUGCUUUGAUAUUAUUGUAAACAGUAUUGCAGUGAACAUCUCUUCUAGUAUACUCUUGACUCAUCUAUGUCUUCUUGUUUCAUGUAUGUGAUAAAUUCCUAAAGAUGAAAUUGUUGAUUCAUGUUAAGGACUUGAUACAUGUUAUCAGUCUAACUUUCAGUAAGAUUGUACUAGAUCAUUGUCUUUGAUGAUUCCCAAAUAUUAUUUAUAGGUCUUCUCUUCUGGGCUAUUAAUUUUCUCCAAAAAAAAAAAAAAUGCAUCGCAUUUGCUGGGUAGAUAACAUAGGCCAUCUGUUUUCAGAAUAGUGCCUUACUUUUGUCUAUGAUUUGGAUCUUCAAAUGCAAAUCUUUGGCUUGGUUUCUCACUCCUGUCUUUUGGCUCUAUAUGAUAAGAGUUUUAACAGACUGAUGUAGAGAUUCUCAGUUGAUCUUAAUUGUCAACAUUUCAAGGAGCUUGGUACCUCAAAGUCCUGACCCCUCCAAAGUUGCUCAGAAUGAAUUAUAUCACUUUCGGUCGUUAUUCCUUGUUCCACUUUUUCCAUCUUCCAAAAGUUUCUUGACAGCUGUGUAGUAUGAGUCCCUUUUCUCCAUUUCUUUCAGUUUCCACCUUUAUAAAUUGUUUUACUAUUUUAGUGGCUUUUUGGGAGGGAGUGGAGAAAAAUAUGAGUUCAGUUUAUUAUAAAAAUGGAAGACCAUUGUGUCUUGUAAAAUAGAACUAUAGUAUAUGUGUUUUGUAACUUCUGCUAACUACCCUUGUCUAAGUGGUUGUCAUACAUUGCCUAGAUUGUUAACAACUCAUCUUCCUGUUCUCUUAAUGCCCUACGCAACUGCAGCCUGGUUUAUCUUUUAAGAAGUCAGGGCUCAUCAUACCCCUGUUUAAAACUGCACUGCUUCCCUUUACACUUAGAUCUUAUUUAAAACUCCAUGGUAGCACUAGUCAUGAGUCUCCAUUUAACCUCAUCUUGAACCAUUUCAACAGUAUCCAUUUUACUCUUAAAGCAGGUGAAGCAUUUCUCACAUCAGAUCAGGGUUUCUGCCUUGCUAAUCGCUAACAGAGUAGCUGGAUGCUCUCUCCACCAGAUCUUUACUUAGCUGGUGCCUUUUUUCAUUUAGAUUUAUGUUCCUGUGUUACCUCUUCAGCGUCCUUCACUGCCCUUUCAUUUGGUUCCACCUGCCCUUUUCCCACCCACUGUAUUACACUGUCGUUUUCUUUUUGGCUUUUUAUUUAUUUUUCCUUCACAGUACGUAUCACUCUUUGAAGAUUUAAAAUAUUGUAUAUGUACUUAGUUAUCAUCUGUACCUGCCAUUAGAAAGAAUGUGAGCUCCGUGAGAGGAAGAACUUUGUUUUUUCAUGUUUAUUGCCAUAUCCUAAGCACAUGGAGUAGUACUUUUCUCCUGGUGUUUUUGUUGAAUGAAUAAAUGAUUCAAAUGAUGAAUGAGUGAAUACCAGUACAAAUGUAAUUUGUGAGAAGUAUAUAAAUAUUUAUAUUUUAAAUUGGUGAUUUAUUUUGUAAUUAAAUCAGAAAAAGAAUGUUGCCUUUAAAAAUGAUUAAUGAGGUUUUUGAGGAAAAUUAUAUCAAGCACAGUAGGUGAACUAAUUUUUAAGUCAUAUUCGUCUAGUCCAAUACCUUAAAAGGUGGGCCUUGUGUUCAAGAACUGCAGCUGAGCAUUUGAAACAAAGGAAUAAGUGGCCAUUUAAAAAUAAAAUUAUUUUACCAGUUUGCCCUGUUUUUCCUUCAGUAGAAUAACAUGUUAACAAUAUGUUAGAAAACAUGAGUAACAAAUGAGCAGUACUCAUCAGUGAAGAAGCACUGAAUAUAUGAGUCACAGUGCUACCUGGUGGAAGAACUGGAGCCACAAAUGAUAUCGGUCUUUAAGCCAGUGUUCUUUCUUUUUACAUAAAAAGAAAGGAAUUUAAUCUGUAAUUGCCUUUUGCUUGCUCACUCAUUUAAAGAAUAUAGCUGAUAAUAGUAAUACCCUUCAAGAGGGGCAUUGUGAUUAAAGAAUUUAUGCUUACAAAGCAGUUAGCACUCUUGCUGAAGCCAAGUAAGUGCUCAGUAACUGAUAACUUCUACUACUGUUCCUGUAGCAGCUGAGAAUUACUAGAAGUGAGGUGAGAUUGGAAAGUAGUUAGAACCAAAUUGUGGAGAGCACUGAAGGUCAGGUGGAGCUGAUGGUUGUAGCAGUCCAAAGGUUGGAGAGGAAUGGUGGCAUUGGUAGUGUUUGCAAGCCUGGUUGAAGUUAACCGAGUGGAUUACAAUGGGGGAGAAUAUAAGAAGACCAGAUAGGAUUUAAUUAGAAAAUUUUUAUUAUGGAUAAUGAAGGCCUGAACCAUAGUUGAUGAUAGCAGUGAGAAAGGAAUGGGCAGGUAUGGGAAACCAUUGAAUCAUAAGAAUUUUAUCAAUUGGGUCUGAGGGUAGAGAGGUAGAAGGAAUCCAUGAUAAAUGAAAUUUUGAAAACCAUGGGGCAAAUGAUUCUGACAUUGGCUAAAAGGAUAUUAAAUAGGGAACUGGUGGGGUGCCUGGGUGGCUCAGUCCUUAAGCGUCUGCCUUCGGCUCAGGUCAUGAUCCCAGGGUCCUGGCAUCCAGCCCCGCAUUGGGCUCCCUGCUCGGUGGGAAGCCUGCUUCUCCCUCUCCCUCUGCCGCUCCCCCUGCUUGUGUUCCCUCUCUCGCUGUGUCUCUCUCUGUCAAAUAAAUAAAUAAAACCCUUAAAAAUAAUUAAAAAAUAGAGAACUAGUUUUGGUGGGGAGGAUUUUGGUUUUAGGUAGAUCAAAUUAAACUUUUUCAUUUUUAUUUUUUGUGCAGUGAAGCCUAUUAUCUUUUCCCAGGUUUAUUGAGAUAACUGACAUAUAAUGAGUGAACUAUUUUAAAAUUCUUUUUUUUUUUUUUGCUUUCUUAAAAAAUUGAAUAGUUGGCACUAAAGUUUUUCUAACUGUAAAAGUAGUAAGUGAUCUUCAUAGUUUAGAAACCCUUCAUAAGAACACACAGAUACCAUCUUUAGUCUCAUUACCCCUUAAAUGCAAUUGACAAGAUUUGGAAGAUGGAAUCAUAUAGUGCAUGCUAUUUUACAUACUGUCUUUUUUACACAUUUAUAGUAAACAUUUUCUCAUUAUCUAAAAUGAAGUAUUUCUUUAGCCAGCUGCCUAUUGUUUAGCAGUUUUUUUUUCCAGUUUCUUGCUAUUGAAAAAACACUGUUUUGAAUCACCUUUUAGCUAAAUCUUUGCUUAUCUGUGAUAAUUUUUUUCAUAAAUUCCUAGAUGUAGGGGGGAAAAUAAAGGAAUGAAGUGAAGUGAAGUGAUUUUCAUGCUCAGUCUGCUACAAUUUAAGAAACCAAAUGAUACCCUGUCUGGUGACAAGAGGAGGUGGAAGUGGAGAUGCCUCUGUUGGAUUUUACUGAUGUAAAUCCAUAUGACACAAUCUGCGUGAAGACAGUUGGUAAUAAAAUCAGAACCCCUGAUUUUACAUAAUUAUUUUUUCUGCUUUUAUCCUUUUACCAGGUCAUUUAAAUUGCAUAAUGCUCUAAAAGUAGCUGGUUAGUAGGGGAAAUUCUGGGAGCCAUUAAAGUGAUGGCAUAGUUCUUGCUUUUAUAUUUUAAAAUAUUGUAAAAAACACAUUACCUAAAAUUGACCAUCUUAAGCAUUUUUAAAUGGACAUUUCAGUACUGUUAAAUACAUUCUCAUUGCUGUGCAACCUAUCUCCAGAACGCUUUCAUCAUUAAUGGGUACAGACUUUCAAUCGAAAGUCUGUGCCCAUUAAACAACUCCCCAUUCCCCACUGUCCCAACCCUGACACCCACCAUUCUUUCUGUCCCUGAAUUUGACUAGGUAUCUAAUAUAAGUGGAAUCAUACACUAUUUGUCUUUUUGUUACUGGCUUGCUUCAGUCAGCGUCAUGUACUCUUAAGUUUUAUUAGUGUUGUAGCAUGUACCAGAAUUUCCUUUUUAAGGCUGAAUAAUAUUCCGUGGUGUGUGUGUGUGUGUGUGUGUAUACCACAUUGUUUUCCAAUGCAUCUGUUGAUGGGCACUUGGGUUGCUUCCACAUUUUGGUUGUUGUGAAUAAUGUUGCUAUGAGCAUGGGUUCUUAGCAGAUAACCCUUUUGAGUCCUUGCUUUCAAGUCUUUGGGGUUUAUACCCAGAAGUGGGAUUGCUGGAUCAUAUGGCAAUCCUAGUUUCAAUGUUCUGAGAAACUGCUGUACCAUAGCAGACCAUCCAUAACAGCUGCACCAUUUUAUGUUCUUACCAACAAUGCACUGACUUCUAAUUUCUUCACUUCCUCAACAACACUUGUUGUUUCUGUUUUUGUUGAUAGUAGCCAUCCUAAUUGAUUGGCUGUUUGUUUAUCAUCUUGAAGAAAUGUCUGUUCAUGUCCUUUGUCCAUUUUAAUUAGGCUGUUUGUUUUGUUGUUGUUAUAAAGGGAUGAUAUAUAUAUAUAUAUAUAGUCUAAGGUUGAUGAUAACUUGUUACCAGAAAGAGUUUUGGAGAUCAUGUAAUCCACCAGUGCUGGAUUGUGCUAGAUGUUAUUCUAGAACAUCUCCCCCAAAAUAGCCUCUGCUUGAAUGUUUCUGAUGUAAAGGGAGCACACUGUUUUGAGAGCAGUCUUCCAUUUUCUGGAAAAUUGCUAGAAACAUGUACUUCUUAUUUUAAAAUUUUCACAAAAGUAUUUACUCAAACAUAUAUAUUUAUGUGUGUGUGUAUCCACACACACAGAUUAUACAUUGGGGAAAAUGGAAAGUAUCAGAAAUCUAGAAUGGAAGAUAAAAACCAGAAUCUACUAUUGAUAUUCAAAAAAUGCACAGUUUGAAAUAAGAGCCCCUUAGUUUUCCCCUGUCUUUCCUCCUUAUAGACCAGUUUUGUUUAUAAGAUCUUAGACCCUUUAUUGAUGUGUAAAGAAUCAUUUUUCUUAUUUUUUUAUUGUGUUAUUACCAUUUUUCAUGUAUUGUUUGUCAUUAAAAAUUUUAAAUGGAUAGCUAUUUCAGUCAACUAUGUCAAAAUAAAGGACAAGUAUAGCAGUCAUGAAGAGUGACAAAAAUAGUGCAAGUCCUUGCAUGUCUGAGAAUGGCUUUCCUUUCUGCUCACCCAUGAAUGACUGCUUGGCUGAAUAUAGAAUUCUUGGGUCAUGUCUUUUCUUUUUCUCUUUGUCUUAGUUACUGUAUUUUUCCUUUCUCUUGCACAUUUAACACUUUGCCUAACAUACGUAGGAUAUUGGUCUUUUGUUAAUUUUGCUUGAUAUUUGGUGUUCCCUUUUAUUGCGAAGAUCUAAGUUGCCUUUUUUUUUUCCGUUUCUCCUUAAAUUCCUGUUAUGUUGAAUCUUCUGUAUCUUCAUGAUGCUUAUCUUUUCUCAUUAUUUUUCCUCAUUUUUGUAAUUUUCCUUUAAUAUUUUCCUUGAGUUUUUUGUUGUUGCUGUUGUCUUUGUUGUAUUUGCCCUUACAGUGUGCUUAUCUGAUGUUGGAAGUUGAGAUUGUUUUCUUGCGUGUUUAUGGGGUUCUGUUGAAAAAAGGGAUUUAUUAUAGCUUUUAGUGGGGCACUUCACAGAUUCUACAAUUCUGGGGCAAGUCAAAAGGAAAUCAGAGUCACAGGAGAUGAUAGUGCCAAAGUUGUGUGAGUUUGCCACGUUUGCCCACACCUGACUGGCACCUUGCCUCUGUUUUGCAAGCACACCCGCCACACCAUCCGGUACCAGUGUGGUCAUUGUGGUUCCUGAAUCUUCAUGUGGUUGGGAGUCCCGGCAGGCACAGGUCGCCUUGUGAAAGUGACCCACAGGAGAAUCAGCAGUAAAAAUGUCCAUAACUACUAGAAUAGUCAUGCCUCCAAGAGCUUGAUGCCAAGAGUGUUUGGACCUAUUUAACGUAAAUGUAAAAUACUGUUUAAGUAGUAAUUUUUAUAAAGCUUAAUGUGGGGUUUUUUUUGUUGGUUAUUUUAUUUAUUGCAGCAAUGCGUGCUUAAAGCAUUUACUCCCCCUGCUUUUCGGUAACUUCCUAAUCCAUGGGUUUAGGAAUUUUGCAAUUAAAUAUUUAGAAGUGUAUGUCUGAUGCAAGUAAUGGGCUCUGAGAAAGGAUCUAAGGAUCAUUUCAGUAAACAAAGUAUGUAACUAUAGUAAGAUCUGUAAUGUGUCUAUAUUUUUUAUUUUUUAAAUAAAGAAUAUUUAAGUAAGGUCCAGUAAAUAAAAUUUUUACUAUAGCAUAAAUAGUUUAUGACAUUUCUUUCUGUUGUGUAUAAGCUUUACUUCUAGGCUCUGGAGUGUGCGUGUGUUUUUUUUUUUAUGGAGUGUACAUAUUUUUGACAGUGGAGCAUUGGCAUUUUUUUGAUCGUGUUAAUUUUAGGACUACUUCAAACCUCUUUUAUUUUUUUAAUAUCAGCCAUUCUGGGCGUUGCUCAUCAGAUUCUUACGUACUUAAUUUUUAAAAUAUAUGUAUCUUUAUUAUCUUAUUGAGUCAAUGUUUCAGCCCACAGAUUUUCUUGAAAACUUGACUUUUGUCAUUUAUUUUGGCUCUCUUGGCUUGCUUUCUUUUGCAGAUUUCUUAAGACUAUAUUCUGACUUAUAGAUAAAAUGUUUUUAUGUGUUGAAGAGAUAAGGCCAGAACAUAGGUCUGUCUUUGGUUAGAAAUUUUUCUUAGUUGACUUUGGUCUUAGAUCAGUGAACACUAUGAGAAGCAGUUCAGCUUUGUGAUGAAGAGUGGGAACUCUGGAACUGGAUUAUCUGAGUUUAAAUUCUGUCUUUACCAUUUACUAGCUCAGUGAUACUAGGCAAAACAUUUGACCUCUUUGUACAUCAGUUUCCUUGUCUGUAAAAUAGGAAUAAUAAUUAUACCUGCUUUAUAUGGUUAUUAUGGGAUUUACAUGGAUUGGGUGUUUAACACUGCCCGGUGUAUAUAUAGUAACUACCUCAGAAAGUUCCAGCCCCACACAAGAAAACUUGGAGGUUUUCUGGCUAGCUUAUGUCUGUCUUAGAUCUAUAGUCCUCUCAAAAAAGGAAGUUUUUAUAUUGCUAGUUAUAUUCUUAGCAUCUUAAGGAUUGUGCCUGGAUUCCUAAGUUCUUUUAAACAACAAUAUGUUUAGUCAUUUUUUGAGAUCCUGACUUACCUGUAUCAAGCGUACUUGUCUGUUGUUUAUGGAAUCUACCUCUUUAAAUUAGGUACAGUAUUUGCUCAUGUUCACCCUUUUAGUUCUUCACAAUUUCUUCAAAGUGAUUGUCUCAGAAAUCAAGUUGGUCUAAAGUUCACCCCAGUGUUCUGGAAUGUAAUUGAUUAUGUUGAGAGACUUGGAUUCAAAUAAAGCGUUACAUUAUUUCCUU
This is a messenger RNA of Mirounga angustirostris (Northern elephant seal), 10762 nucleotides long. RefSeq names its product regulation of nuclear pre-mRNA domain containing 1A (gene RPRD1A). NCBI's taxonomy places the organism in Eukaryota, Metazoa, Chordata, Mammalia, Carnivora, Phocidae. Gene Ontology annotation, biological process: mRNA 3'-end processing. The coding region runs from base 159 to 992 and encodes 277 amino acids. The transcript is spliced from 7 exons. Gene Ontology annotation, molecular function: RNA polymerase II C-terminal domain binding. The record is from RefSeq and is a predicted model, not a curated record.